Messenger RNA from Pararge aegeria (speckled wood butterfly), 1393 nucleotides. Its product is annotated as U8-agatoxin-Ao1a-like. The record is from RefSeq and is a predicted model, not a curated record. Gene Ontology annotation, cellular component: extracellular region. Gene Ontology annotation, molecular function: ion channel inhibitor activity. NCBI's taxonomy places the organism in Eukaryota, Metazoa, Arthropoda, Insecta, Lepidoptera, Nymphalidae. The transcript is spliced from 4 exons. Bases 111 to 437 code for a protein of 108 amino acids.
CGCGGUGCUCCGGCGUUCACUCGUGACUCAGCUCGCCUCCCGACCGGGGCGGCGUUGUACACCGAACAAGAACGACCGCGCGCGCAAGCAGCGUUGGGCGGUUAGGCAAUAUGCCGCGCGCCAGCGCACUCUUGCUGGCGCUAGCGGCUUUUAUGCUCGCAGACCAGUGCAUCUACGCCUCGUACAUCGACCCUGGUGACGAGGACAUCGAAAUAACCGGGCCUGAUUACGAAGAAGACCCAUCCGAUCUCCAACUUCUUCACGAUGUUGGCAAACGUUCGUCGCUGAUCUACGUUUUCAGGCGUGCGUGCAUACGGCGAGGAGGCAACUGUGACCAUCGGCCGGGUGACUGUUGCCAUUCGUCCUCCUGCCGCUGCAACCUCUGGGGGUCCAACUGUCGCUGCCAGCGCAUGGGACUCUUCCAGAAGUGGGGAUGAUGCUUCAACGUUACCAUCUCCCGCCGCGCCUUCAACAACUAGGCGCAGCAACUAAUGACCAUUGCGUUUUAUCACCGGACCCGUUGCGUUAGCUUAUACAUUUAUCUUCUCUUCAAUCUCAUAUCGUUUUAAAGUAGAAAAUUUGAAUCGAAAACAGGGACGUAGUUUUUAGUUCGGAGAUAUUUUUGGACCAUUUAUACUAAAAAUUAUAGCCGCUUUCUAGUCUUUGGUUCGUUGAGUUCAAUUAAUUGGUUUUACACUCUCGUUUGUUAACCUUUCUUUGUCUGAUUGCGCUGAGUGUCCGCCUACCUGGUUGGGCAAUCACCCAGCCUUAUUGCCCAAUCAGUAUGCUUUGACCCUAAGCUCGGCCAAUCAGAAUCUAGAUACUGCUUCCAGCUGUGGGUUCCUGAACGUUUAAUUUACAUUUUUAUUUCCAUACUUGAACCCAUCGCUCCAAGCAGUCUUAUUCUAUUGCAAUGUAUGUAUGUAGAGUUAAGUAAAAUAAUCGUAGAAAACAGUAGCUAAUUGGUGGUAAACUUAUGUCUAUAGGAAGUAGAUGAUACAGAUUAGAGAAAAAUUUAAAUUUAACUUUUGAAAUUAAUGUUCUAGCUAUUUAAGAGACUAACCGUAAAGAGAAACUUGGUGAAAGACGCUAUUAUAAGCCUUAAUAAAUACAACAACGCCACAUAUUUGCGAUUGGCAACUUAGUAUAUUAAAAUACUUAUUAAUGUGUCAAAGUAUAAUUCUUAUAAUAUUAUUAUAUAAAACGAAUCUUUAAUGUAUUCUAUGCGUCUCUCGGACAGGGGGUAUAUGGUAUUGCAGCCUAGUAGAAUCAUCUAUAUGUAGUUUCUUAAAUUAUUAUAUAAUAUUCCUGAUUAUGGAAUAUAAUAAAUGUAUGAUUACUAAUAUUGGAAUAUGGAAAACGAUAUAUUGUAUUAAUAAAUGUUUAUGGACGA